Molecule: messenger RNA, 906 nt
Organism: Hyalella azteca
Lineage: Eukaryota; Metazoa; Arthropoda; Malacostraca; Amphipoda; Hyalellidae
Product: putative protein TPRXL
Exons: 4
Coding region: 1-906 (301 amino acids)
Source: RefSeq, a predicted model, not a curated record
AUGAGCUCAUGGAAUGGAGUGGGCAGACCGGCCGACAUCGGGCCGUCGCAUGUGUUGCAUUUGCUGCUGUCAGCGGCGCGGCUGCAUGUAGCGGCCAGACAUGCUUCACGGCAGUUGGGGCCAAGCGCCCAGCACAAAGCCCCCCCGAGCUUGUCGGGGCCGAAAGGAGGCCCCAACCUCGCGGCCCAAAGUACAGCCGACAUCUGGACGAAGCUGCUCGAUAAUCCGGCUGUCAAGAAUCCUAAUCAAGCCUUAAGUCAGCUUCAGUGGAUUUUUGAUCAAGGGUUGCUGGAUUCCAUUCUUCCAUAUAUCGUUUCAUCGCUGGAUUUACAAAGCAGUCCUCCAGAUUCACCGAGACGUAACACCCUCGUCCCAUCUCCUUCCACAUCGAGUUCAUCCACGCUGAAUCCAUCGUCUGCAUCCGCGCUGAAUCCAUCGUCUGCAUCCACGCUGAAUCCAUCGUCUGCAUCCAUGCUGAAUCCAGAUGGCCAGAAUCCUAAUCCAUCUGUAAGCAGUAUCAAUCCUUCAGUUCGACUUCCAACUAUUGGCUCGGCUUUGAAAGAUUCCACGCAAGAAGAGAGCGAAGCUAAAGUACCAACAGAUAAAGUGGCAUCGCCACAAAGUGACAUCCAAAAAAUUCUGCAGUCUGCAAUCAGGAGUAAUCCUGGAACACCAAAGAAAAAUAGAAAAGUAUUUAGUGACAUCGCUGACCUCAGAUCGCCAGCGAACCAAAGUGAAAACGACUCAGCCUCCGCGGCCGCGACGCCACGUAUCAACGCAGACACCGCGACAGCUGCAAGCGUUGUAAGAGAAACCAACGCUGGCGGCACCAACACCUCUGACAAUGCAACUAAUGAGGACCAGAGGUGUUAUGUCUUUAUCUUAACAAUUUUAAGAUUAAGAUAA